AUGGAAAGGAGAGACAUCUAUAGAGUAACAGAAAAAUUCAACAAAGCACAAUGGAGAGAAUUCUCUCGAGUAAAACUUGGCUUGGAUGAGAAUAAGAUGGCUGAACUUGAAGAUAGGUGGGGAACCGAUUUCCUAGAGCGUAAGUUCAAGUCGGUUAUGGCAUGGCAGGAUCAAAAUGAUAGCAGUGGAAACUUACUACAAGCAUUGAUUACUUUAAAGCAUAAAUUUUUUUGUGGUGAGCAAGAAGGGGCGAAUCAAUCAAUAGCUGAAAAUCCAGGACGAAUAGUGCAACCAGCUGCUGAUACUGACAACUUGCAAGCCCGUGGAUACGAAAGAUGCUUGGACUUCGAGAGUUAUAAAGUCACAGCAAAAAAAGGUCUCGUUCUGAUCAUAAGCAAUUCGUUUACCGGUACUUCAUUUGAUGAACAACAUCAUAGAACACCCGCUUGUCAUAAAGAUGUGGAACUUAUGGAGGAACUGUGGAGAGAUACCAUAGGAUGCACACUGCUAGAAGGAAGAUCUCAUCGAGACAAAAGUGCUGCUGAAAUGAGAGAUCUGCUCAGGAAGCUUGGUAGCUCGCGAGGGUACGAUUAUGUGGUGGUAGUGAUAAGUACUCAUGGAGGAAUGAGAAAAGUAUCUGAAGAAGGUCAAACUGAGAGCUACCAAGAAGUUCUGUGGGGAAACGAUGAUAACCCUAUCAAGGUGGAUGAAAUACAAAAAUUGUUUGACAACAAUGCUGCUCAAAACUUGCAAGAUAUACCCAAGCUUUUCAUCCUUCAAUACUGCCGAGGAGAAGAAAUUAAUCGAGGCGUGUUGAGGGGAAGUAACGUUACUCCUGAUGCUGUUCCUAAUCUAAGGCCAAUAGAUCCACUGAUGCCCACAACAAGUGACGUCGUCACAGCUUAUCCAGCGCUUGCAAACCAAAAGUCGUUUAAGGAUGAAAAUGGAUCUUGGUUUAUUCAGUCCAUUUUCAAUGUCUUUAUGGAUUACUACCGCCUGAGGCAUGUCACAGAUAUGCUCACAAAAGUUAAUCGUGAAAUGAUGAAUAGGAGAGGUGUAGUAGAUAUGAAUGACUGCAAGUCAAUGAGCAUCUACGAGUCCAGUCUCACUAAAGAUUUUUACUUGGUAAAACCAUCAAUUCAUGGUGGCCUGGCUAAACCAGUGGAGUCCAAGGCUGAGGGCAAAAAAAGACCAAGACACCACUGA
Messenger RNA from Styela clava, 1206 nucleotides. The record is from RefSeq and is a predicted model, not a curated record. Lineage: Eukaryota; Metazoa; Chordata; Ascidiacea; Stolidobranchia; Styelidae.